AUGGGUGAAUACUCGCUGAGAUUCUUAUUUUGUGGAUAUUUAUUGGGAACGAUCACAUCACCAACUGUUCCCUCAAAAAACACCACCAUCAUCACAACAACCGCUCCACUAAUCACCAAGAAUGUCUCCCUCCCGUACAACAACUACACCGGUCCUCCACCAACGAUUCCACCAUCUUGGAAUGCCACUGACAUUCCACCAUCACCGAACAAGAGCAAUUAUACAGGCCCUCCUCCAACAGGAUCGCCUACAGUUUUCAUGAAUUCCACCGCAAAACCAUCUCCACCACCCGGCAAUUACACUGGUAAACCAUCACCAACCGAGAAUACGACUCUGUCCAACAAAGCCAUUCCCACUACUCCACAAAAAUCAGCCGCUUCCACAAACGCAACCACUGUUUCCUCGUGGAAAACAACAACCACUGUUUAUCAAUAUCAAAAUGCAUCCAAUAACACAAAUCCAUCAAAUGGAUCCGAUAUUGUUUACAAUGCGACCUACGUUAUUUUUGGAAACAAUGGAAGCAAUGAUUAUUUUUAUGAUUUCGAUGGAUCCAACGGAAACGCCUCCUCAUUCUGGACGUGGAUUUGGGGAAAUUGGGGACAAAAUUAUGAGAAUCGACACAAAAACAAUGAUACUGAUAAUGAUGAUGAUGAUUAUUAUCACGGUUGGCGUCGUUGGCUUUGGCAUGUGUUGGGCGCUUUCCUCACCGCGAUUUUCAUCGUCGGCUGUUUGUGUUGUCUGUGCGGCGUUUGCGAGUGCGUGACAUCCUGCUGUUGUUGCUGCUGCAAAGGGAACGAUCAAGUUUACAAUGAUCCGCAAACAAGCAAAAAAUUACCGCAAAGAUCAGCUAUUUCAGUGCCUCCCGGCUCCGCUUACAUGCCACCACCGCGUGUAAUGGAGCCACAAAUUUGCUCACCCGGUAUGAUUGUUCCUUACAAUAUGGCCUACGGUGGACCACCAUCAUACGAUCCAUUCGAUGAUCCGAAUCAAGUGCGAAUCGUUCGCGUGUCGAGAGUCUCUUAUCUU
Molecule: messenger RNA, 1026 nt
Organism: Mesorhabditis belari
Lineage: Eukaryota; Metazoa; Nematoda; Chromadorea; Rhabditida; Rhabditidae
Source: the annotation of a GenBank genome assembly